AUGCCAGUGAAACCGAGUAGUUGUGAGUCUGUGGUGGGCAGUAGUGUUUUGUUGUCGACGGGUGUGGUUGUUCAGAGGGCCCGGAGUGAAGUAGGCGUCAGGGACACAGGGUCGGCGCAGACGGGAGUGCUGCCAGGCGCAAAUGAGAAGUUAUGUGGUUGGCCGGAGGACACUGAGGCAGGUGUUAGUCACCAGGGUGGUGGGCUGGAGAACACCGGGGAUAGUGUUGGAAUCGAUGCAUGCGCGGAGGUUUGUGAUGAGGGCUGUGUCGGUAUUCCAUGUAAAAGUGAAAGCAUGCAGGCCUCAGUUGUAGUGUUAGAGACUGUUGCUGAGGGGCACAGUCUAAUCAUUACCAAUGCCCCAGCCAUGAUUGAAGCAGUGGCCUAUCAGUUCCCGGGGGUGUCUGUCCCCAAGGCACCUGAUAAAUGUACCUUUGUGUGUUGGUCUGAUGGAAGGCUUCCUCCUGAUAAACGUCUAAGCAAUGAAUGGGAUGUGUUUGUUGCUCGUGGCUUCGCGAGUUUCCAUUGGUCGUGGGAUGAUGGCUAUGCAUCCCAGGUUCAACUGACGGUGAACCAGGGGCAACCCAGAACUGUGUUAGGUUUUGAUCAUUCUGUGAAACCGCACUGUCCUCCAGAUGAAGAAAUCUGUGAGUUUGAUUGGGUCAUCGACUACAUCGAGACAAUGAUCUAUUACGAUGAAAAUGGCUCCGGAAAACCUAUUGUUGUCCGAAAUGGUUCUCUCUUUAAGCGGACAGGCUGUAAUCAGUUUGUUCCAAUUCAUAUCAAUGAAGACGCGAAUAAAGCCAUUUUUGCAGACGGAUCUUAUAAGUUGAUUUACGGCAUCAAUGGUAAUUAUCCGGGACCUUCAGUUGUAGUAUACGAAGGCCAACAGGUGGUUGUGAAUAUCAAGAACAAUUUACUGAUGGAGGGCAUUACUAUUCACUGGCAUGGAAUGGUGCAGUGGCACACACCCUGGAUGGACGGAGUUGGAACUGUGUCACACUGUCCUAUUAACCCGGGUGAGACAUUCCAGUAUAGGUUUUUGGCUGAUCCACCAGGAACACAUUGGUACCACUCUCACUUAGGUACAGAGCGUACUGAUGGAAUCUCAGGGGCACUUGUCGUGCUCCCUAACCCGAACAAUCCAGAGAGCACAAGCAGUGAUUUACUGGAAGUCGCAGGUGAUUUCGUCAUGAUACUGGCAGAUUGGAAGUUGGAUUCUUCUAUUGAAAUCAUAAGCGAAACGGGUUGGGGUCUGAACAGAUAUUCUAAAGGAUUCAAUGAAACGGAAUGUUACCGAAUCACCUCUGAUACGACUGGUGGGUCAGUGAGUUUGUUUCCUUUCGAAUCAGCUCUUAUUAACGGUAGAGGUAAUCACUAUCUCAACAAAGAUAACCUGGAGCAGCCGGGCAUCCCCGACCUACCGCUGGAAUCCUUCACCGUUAACCGGUACGGUUAUUACAGGUUCAGGGUCAUCAACGUCAGCAUGCUGUAUGGCUUCCGCGUUUCAGUAGACAAGCAUAAUAUCCAAUUGAUAUCUGUGGAUGGCAAUGAGGUAAUCAUGACUAGCGCCGAAUCGGUGAUGGUGUUUGGAGGUGAGAGAGUGGAUUUCAUAGUGUUGGCUUCAGAGGACAUCAACAACUACUGGAUACGUAUGGAGACCCUGGAAGCAGCCAACAAUGCAGGGCCUAUAAAUCCUAACACUGGAUUCGCUAUUUUGAGAUAUAACGGCACCCGUGAUGUUAAUCCGAGAAGUAGGAGAAACCAAUGCCGACCCAGAGAUCCCUGUCGGGUUAUCAACUGCCCUUUUGGACAGUAUCCCGAUAGCCACACUAUUGAGUGUGUUGCCGCCUCCGAUCUGCGAUCAACAGCAGAACAGUUGCAGGCCCAUCCAGUUCCUAUCGCCACGUCUGCUGAUGAGAUUCAAGAAAUAUUUCUGAACUUUCAUUUCUCUUCUACUGCAAAAAUCCCCUUUACCGCGGCAGUAAACGGCCAGGUGUUUGUUCCACCCACAUCCCCACCUCAGAUCUACCCAAAGCAGGCCAACACAACAGUCAACUGCGAUACGCUGGAUUGCACAGAUCACUGUGCAUGCACGUAUAUCGUGAAUCUGGAAAAAGAUAAAACGGUUCAAAUGAUUCUGCUCAAUAUGGAUGAUGCAUUUUUUGGUAUGCCACAUCACGUUCAUAUGCACGGUCACCAUUUUCAUGUCGUAAAGACUGGAUAUCCUGCAUACAAUGCCACUUCUGGGAGGUUUGUGAACAGAAAUAGAGACAUUCUAUGUAAUACUAAAAGUUGUAACGAUGCAACUUGGAGAAAUGAAAGUUGGAGAUUUGGAAAUGUUCCUGGACUGAAUCUUGAGGAUCCACCACAGAAGGACACGAUAGCAGUGCCGAGAAAUGGCUACGUUGUACUCAGACUGAAAGCGGACAAUCCAGGUUUUUGGUUUAUGCACUGCCACAUCGAACUCCAUCAAAUCGCAGGUAUGGCCGUCCUUCUCCAGGAGGGCGAUAUUUCAGACAUGCAACCUGUACCCGAGGGCUUCCCAACAUGUGGCAGUUUCAAAAUGACCGCAGAAGAAUUCAACCAGUAUCAAACUCCACAGGGAGCAAGAAAGCAGUAAAUUCUGAUAUGCCGUCACGGAGCAAGGGUUCUGGUUCAAAAAGUCUAUCUAGCAACUCUGCAAUCUGCAGGAUUAACAGGAUGCCUCGUACAAGCGUGAAAUAUUAAUGUUGUUGACAUGUCAUAUCAUUAAAUGUGAAAUAUUGUACAGUGCAUUAUCAAUAUAUUAAUUAGAAUAUACAUAUACACUGUAAUUUGUGAGUUACGGAUAAUCAGUAUAUAAUGAGUUAUUGUAAAGUUGACUCCUUCCUCUUAAAAUCCCGUGGGAAUCCGGGUUAAAAUAGAUCC
Messenger RNA from Ostrea edulis (European flat oyster), 2909 nucleotides. RefSeq lists its product as uncharacterized. Gene Ontology annotation, molecular function: oxidoreductase activity; copper ion binding. Lineage: Eukaryota; Metazoa; Mollusca; Bivalvia; Ostreida; Ostreidae. The record is from RefSeq and is a predicted model, not a curated record. Gene Ontology annotation, biological process: iron ion transport. The transcript is spliced from 17 exons. Gene Ontology annotation, cellular component: plasma membrane. Bases 1 to 2622 code for a protein of 873 amino acids.